This is a messenger RNA of Dipodomys ordii (Ord's kangaroo rat), 5943 nucleotides long. It is a transcript of the gene Kif16b, whose product is annotated as kinesin family member 16B. The record is from RefSeq and is a predicted model, not a curated record. Gene Ontology annotation, molecular function: microtubule motor activity; microtubule binding; phosphatidylinositol binding. The coding region runs from base 55 to 5646 and encodes 1863 amino acids. The transcript has 23 exons. Gene Ontology annotation, biological process: microtubule-based movement. Lineage: Eukaryota; Metazoa; Chordata; Mammalia; Rodentia; Heteromyidae.
CGCCGCGGGGCGCCGGGUUGUUUGGAGCGUACCCUGGCCCGGACAGCAUGAGCUAUGGCAUCGGUCAAGGUGGCCGUGAGAGUCCGGCCCAUGAAUCGCAGGGAAAAGGACUUGGAGGCCAAGUUCAUUAUACAAAUGGAGAAAAGCAAAACAACAAUCACAAACUUAAAGAUACCAGAAGGAGGAACUGGGGACACAGGAAGAGAACGGACCAAGACUUUCACCUAUGACUUUUCUUUUUAUUCUGCUGAUACGAAGAGUCCAGAUUAUAUCUCACAAGAAAUGGUUUUCAAAACUCUGGGCACAGAUGUGGUGAAGUCUGCAUUUGAAGGUUACAAUGCUUGUGUCUUUGCAUAUGGGCAAACUGGAUCUGGAAAGUCAUACACCAUGAUGGGAAGUUCUGGUGAUUCAGGUUUAAUACCUCGAAUCUGUGAAGGGCUCUUCAGUCGGAUAAAUGAAACUACCAGAUGGGAUGAAGCAUCCUUCCGCACUGAAGUCAGCUAUUUAGAAAUUUAUAACGAGCGUGUGAGAGAUCUACUUAGGAGGAAGUCAUCUAAAACCUUCAAUUUAAGAGUCCGAGAGCAUCCCAAAGAAGGACCUUAUGUUGAGGACUUAUCCAAACAUUUGGUACAGAAUUAUGGUGAUGUGGAAGAACUUAUGGAUGCAGGAAAUAUUAAUCGUACCACAGCGGCUACUGGGAUGAAUGAUGUCAGUAGUCGGUCUCACGCCAUCUUCACCAUCAAAUUCACACAGGCAAAGUUUGAUUCUGAAAUGCCAUGUGAAACUGUGAGUAAGAUUCACUUGGUGGAUCUUGCUGGAAGUGAGCGUGCGGAUGCCACUGGUGCCACGGGGGUCAGGCUCAAAGAAGGAGGGAAUAUUAACAAGUCCCUUGUCACUCUGGGAAACGUCAUUUCUGCCUUAGCUGAUUUAUCUCAGGAUGCAGCAAACCCUCUGGUGAAGAAGAAGCAAGUUUUUGUGCCUUACAGGGAUUCUGUUUUGACUUGGUUGUUGAAAGAUAGCCUUGGAGGAAACUCUAAAACCAUCAUGAUUGCCACCAUUUCACCUGCUGAUGUCAAUUAUGGAGAAACCCUAAGUACACUUCGCUAUGCAAAUAGAGCCAAAAACAUCAUCAACAAACCUACCAUUAACGAGGAUGCCAACGUCAAACUCAUCCGGGAGCUGCGAGCUGAAAUAGCCAGACUAAAAGCUCUGCUUGCUCAAGGGAAUCAGAUUGCCCUCUUAGACUCUCCCACAGCUUUAAGUAUGGAGGAAAAACUUCAUCAGAAUGAAGCAAGAGUUCAAGAAUUGACAAAGGAGUGGACAAAUAAGUGGAAUGAAACCCAAAAUAUUUUGAAAGAACAAACCCUAGCCCUUAGGAAAGAAGGGAUUGGCGUUGUUUUGGAUUCUGAACUGCCUCAUUUGAUUGGCAUUGAUGACGACCUUCUGAGUACUGGAAUCAUCCUAUAUCACUUGAAGGAAGGUCAGACAUAUGUUGGUAGAGAAGAUGCUUCAACAGAGCAAGAUAUCGUCCUUCAUGGCCUUGACUUGGAGAGUGAGCACUGUGUCUUUGAGAACGUUGGAGGAACAGUGACUUUGAUACCCCUCAGUGGGUCACAGUGCUCUGUGAAUGGUGUGCAGAUCAUGGAGGCCACACACCUAAACCAAGGUGCUGUGAUACUCUUGGGAAGAACCAAUAUGUUUCGCUUUAACCACCCAAAGGAAGCUGCCAAGCUCAGGGAGAAGAGGAAGAGUGGCCUUCUGUCCUCCUUCAGCUUGUCCAUGACUGACCUCUCGAAGUCCUGUGAGAACCUGUCUGCGGUCAUGCUGUACAACCCAGGACUUGAAUUUGAGAGGCAGCAGCGUGAAGAACUUGAAAAAUUGGAGAGUAAAAGGAAGCUCAUUGAAGAAAUGGAGGAAAAGCAGAAGUCAGACAAGGCCGCACUGGAGCGGAUGCAGCAGGAAGUGGAGACCCAACGCAAAGAGACGGAGAUCGUGCAGCUCCAGAUCCGCAAGCAGGAGGAGAGCCUCAAACGUCGCAGCUUCCACAUUGAGAACAAGCUCAAGGACUUGCUUGCCGAGAAGGAAAAGUUUGAGGAGGAAAGACUGAGGGAGCAGCAGGAAAUCGAACUGCAGAAGAAGAGACAGGAGGAAGAGAGCUUGCUUCGCAUCAAAGAAGAGCUGCAGCGGCUCCAAGAGCUCAACAACAGCGAGCAGGCAGAGAAGGUGCAGAUAUCCCAAGAGCUGGACCGCCUCCACAGGGAAAAAGAUGAGCGGAGCGCCAAGCUGGAGCUGGAGAAAAGGAGACUGGAAGAGGAAGAGAAGGAGCAGGUGCUGCUCGUGGCCCACCUGGAGGAGCAGCUGCGAGAGAAGCAGCAGAUGACCCCACUGCUGCAGCUGGGUGAGGUCCAGCGAGUGGAGGAGGAAAAGAAGGACCUGGAAGGCAUUCGGGAAGCCCUUCUGCAGGCCAGGGAAGCUCAGGCUGGAGGUGAUCAAGAUGGCAAGGAGCUAGAAAAGGCUCAGCUGCAUUUCUUGGAGUUCAAGAAAAGGCAGCUUAUUGGACUGGCAAAGAUGGAGGAGGACCUGGUCCAGCAGAAAGACCUCCUGAGAACAGCAGUCCAAGAAGAGCAGAAAACCCUCAAGCAUUUAAAAUAUGAAAACCAUGAGAUAUCUAGACUGUCAGAAAGAAACGAUGGUAGUGUCCCAAAUGUCACUGGUGUGGCUGAAGAUUUAGAAAACAUAAAGACGGCAGAGUACAGGCUACAGUAUAAGGAGCAUCAGCUACAGUAUCUUCUGCAGAAUCACCUGCCAGGUCUGUUGGAAGAAAAGAAGAAAGUGCUUGAAAUCCUUGACCAAGGCUUUCUGGGCUUAGACAAUACUCUUUAUCAAGUGGAAAAGGAAAUGGAAGCAAAAGAAGAACAGCUUGCACAGUACCAAGCCAGAGCCAAUGAGCUGCAGCAACUCCAAGCUACCUUCGAAUUCACUGCCAACGUGGCCCGGCAGGAAGAGAAAGUGAGGAAGAAGGAAAAGGAGAUCCUGGAGUCCCAGGAGAAGCAGCAAAGAGAGGCACUGGAGAGGGCUGUGGCCAAGUUGGAGAGGAGACGAUCUGCCCUGCAGAGGCAUUCCACCCUGGGCCUGGAGAUCCAAGAACAGAGGCAGAAACUCACUACUCUCAGAGGCAGCAGCAGUGAGCAAGCAGGACUCCAGGCAGGCCUGGAAGCUGAGCAGGAGGCCCUGGAGAAGGACCGAGAGAGGUUAGAGCAUGAAAUCCAGCAGCUGAAGCAGAAAAUCUGUGAUGUUGAUGGGAUUCAGAGAGAUCAUUGUGGGACCCUGGAAGGAAAGAUGGCUUCUUCCAGUUUACCAUCGACUGCUGAAAAAUCUCCACUGGCUCCCCUGUUGGAUGCCAGGAUCAAUGCUUACAUUGAAGAAGAAGUCCAAAGACGUCUUCAGGAUUUGCAUCGUGCCCUUGGUGAUGCCAGCAAUGCAUCUGCAGAUAUUACGAAGGAUAAUGAGAAACUUCACAAUGGCACCAUUCAACGUAAACUAAAAUAUGAGAAAAGGCAGUUGAAGCCUACAGAAUAUAUUGCCUCACUUCUACCCAAAGACUCCACUGACCCUUCCAUUAUAGAAGAGAGGAGGGAGGUGGAUCAGAGCAACCUCUGGAACCACCCCAUGGUGCACAGCAUCUCGGGCCCCAAAGCUGCCUCUUCCAUCUCACAAGACAGAAGAGAUCUGUCCUCAGUUGCUGAGCUGCUACAGGAUUGUGGCUACAAAUGUUGCCAUCUUGAGCCCUCUGGCCAUCUUGAACCAAAAUAUUUUCAGCUGCUUAACAGAAGCUGUAGCAGAGGUACAGAUGAUUUCCAGGGGAAGCCAGAAAACGUGAGUGAGCUGAUGAAUCAUGAAGAUGAGCACAGCUUGGGAGUCGAGUCCAGCUGGACACUGCUGCAACACACAUCCCAACAAGUGUCUAUAAAUAGCGGAAACAAGCGGGCCAAGCAUAGCAGGGUGCUCUGCUUUGUUCUCUCUGAAAGCACUUCUCAAGAGGAGAGCACAUCAGGCUGCACGCCGCUGAGCACAGAGGCCCCCACGUUCCCUUGGGAGCAGCCAGAUGGGAAAGAAUUAGCUGCUAAAAAGAUUAGCUCUCCAGCGUCACUGAUCAAUAUCAGGGCAGAAGGAAACCAUGCACUGGGAUAUUUUUACCACAAGUUCUCAGACUUUUAUAAAGACACCAGCAGUCACCUACUGCAGGUGGGCACCAAGGUGAUAAACCAAGCCAAGCACGUGGGAAGCCUGUGUGACCCGAAUGGGCUCACCUCCCAGGUGACGACAUUGGUGAAAAGAUUGCCCCUGCUGAGGCACUUACCCCUGGAUGGGCCUUGGAGGUCACCCGUGGCACCAUCUGGGGGUCAUCCUUAUCCCAAAGCUCAGACUGGUAGCAGCAAUAAUGAAGAAACUAGAAACCCAAGGGCCCCAGAGAGCCGUAGGCCUUACACAGCUUCUGCCUUCACAGCUGUAGGUUUACCAGACUCUUCGCCAAGUUCGGUUAGCCAUCUUGAAUAUGAAGAUGCUCCAAAAAGCUCUGCCUUUAAACAGAGCUUUGUACAGUUCCCAGACCCAAUGCUGCAACUUCAGGGACACUGUUUAGAGGAACUCCUCAAGCAAGUGACUUAUUUACUGCCCGAACAUGCCCUUGGCAUGAAAGAUGUCAAAGGCGUCUAUUGGCUAGCUGUAGCCAACUGCGCAGAACCUGACCCUCAGGCAGCAUGCUUGCUUCUCCUGCCCUCAGCCCUAUACGCUGUGGUCCGGUCAAGUCACAGCCCAGGCUCAAUGAGCAUCUUUCAUGCUCUCCCUCUCUCUGCACUACAGGAGAUUCAAGUCGGCUUUGGUGGGCAGAGCAUUCGGCUGCUGGGCUCUGCAGAGAGUCUCCUCCUCACUGUAUUCACUUACAACAAACAGCUCUGUCAACAGCUCUGCUGGGACCUCCUGUGUGUCCUGCUGUCUGAGUCUGAAGCUGCUGCUUAUGCAGACCAUCCCUUAUUCCAGCAAGAUCUGGUUCAGCUUUCUCUUGAUUGGAAGGCAGAAGUCCCAGAUUUAGUGUUGGCAAAUGGAGUUCACUUGUCGUCCCAGUUCCAGACAGCCGGGGUUGACAUAAUUUACUUUCUUCACGGAAAUAUGGAGGUCAGCAUCCCUUCUCUAGCUGAGGUUCAGUUACUGCUCUACACCACAGUCAGAGUCGAGGGAGAGUAUGGGUGCCAACCAUGCCAGUCCCUAGUUGUUCUGAACACACACAUCGCGCUCCUGAGGGAGGAUCGUGUGUUUUAUCCACACGCUCGCUCUCUAAACACACUCCCUCCUCGGACACAGUUUGAAGUGAUCAGAUGCCGUGCUUUAAGUGAGUUCAGGAAUGUGGUUGUUCCAGAGAAGAAAAACUUUCUAACAGUAGAACUUAUCUUCUUUGGAAGACUCAGGCUUGCUCUGGACUCCGGAAACAACUUGCCUGCACACCUUCAAGACACCCCCUGUACCUCGCUGCUGACUGCCUCUGGGUGUCUUCAGGGUGGUCACGGGGAGGCACCUGAGGUCUGGAAAAUGACUUUCAAUUCUCAGGAUGAAGCUCUUUGGCUAAUCUCACAUUUGACAAGACUCUAGGGAGGAGACUUUUAAAGAUGCAAGGGCAUUUUAUUUUGAGCUCUUUAAUAAAAUGGACAUUAAGAAAACAGUCAAGGGGAUAUGAGUAUUCAGUGAAGUUAAUCGAAUUGGAAUUGGAAAGCAGCGGAUCUCUGAAAUUGAAAAUGUACAGAUUUUAAAUAUAGUAAAAUGAAAAGAGUUGAUAGAAAAGAACUGAUAAAAUAUCUUUAUUGCCACCGGUUUCAUUUUCUUGGAACUCAAGCUUGUAAAUUUAGGCCUGCCUGAUUAUGUGUGAGUGAUUAAAGCAUUCUGAUUGUU